CUGAGUCACAUACUCUUGACAGUGGGAGAGAUAGCGGCAACCGCCGUAGAAACCUGCUUCUACACAACUAUCGUGUAAAGUCGUAAUGAGUUUUGAAAAGUAUAGUUGAGUUGAACGAAACGAAAUCCUUCCCAGUGUGAAAAAGUCUUCAGUUUUCUGAAAGCCGAUUCAUGUAUCUCGUCCUCACGCCGCCGUACUCGUUUUUUCCUCAGCGGCAGUCCCGUGUAGAUGCCUUUCAUGUUAAUGCGGAAUCGACGCUCCCAGAAAAGUCGUUUUUUCGGUUUCACCAAAUAUCCCAGCGGUUCAUGUUUCCUGACCAAUCUCUGUCGGGGUGGUAAAGUGUGUGGCAUGUGUCUCUGGGAAUGAACGUCGACCAUAUCAGACAGCAUGAGCCCUAGAGAUGCACGAGACGUCCCCGCUCGACCCUGCAAAAGUCGUCUGGAAAGUAGCACCUGAGUGUGUACAGUUCUUAAAUGCAAGAACUCUAAGUGAAGUUAGCAGGCAUCGAAUUUCGCGUGACUUCCUCACAGUGGCGCGCUGUUCACGAAAAAAACCUGCUCUGUUCUCGUCCCUCCCUUCUGUCUGAAGCGACAUUCCGCAGUUUCACACUAUUUCACCUGUCAGUCGCGUGAAACUGCCGUCAUCGGCGGUAGUCUUUUCCCGGGUAACGACGACCUGAACGGAAAGCUGCUUCUGUAGGUACACCCGAGCCCAAGCUGUCACGGAGCGUUCGCCAAAUGUCGAGUGAUGAUAAUCGCUUCGCGCACAAUGGUCUGUCGACCAACUUUUUCGAGGUUAUCCAUUAUUUCAAGUUGACGCAUAUGGACGACCUUCUCGUUGUGCCACAGGGCGAUACGGGCACUGCUGAACUCGACGACGACACCGUACGAUUAUCCGAAGCCUGCGUCUCGAACUGGUUCGCACCGGUCGACGAUGUCCAGGAGGAAACGACGACCGUUCCGGAUUCCGUGCGUUGCGCAGGAGGCGACGAAGACGUCUCGGAAACGGACAAGUCCACUUGCUGUGAAGACGCAGUUGUCAGUCGAGGAGCGAGCAGCCCCAAGAAGCGAUCGCGCUUUGUGAUGCGCCCAAAUGAGGCGCACUUCUCUAUGCCCAGUCUGCAAGACCUUCCGUCACGGUCUGUCUCAGGAAUACUUCAGUGGUACCGAGCAGCCUCCAAAGAACUUAUGGCACUGCAUAAGCUUACGGAGGAGGGAGACAAAAAGUCAUGUGAGACAAGAGACGCCAGUCGGGAGCGACCAGAAAACGUCGCAGCGUUGCCCAACCAGAGAGCCCUUGUCGCUCACCAGCGACAACUUCUUAUUGAUCUCGCCUCGAGUACUGCAGUUGUGUUUCAAACUAAAUAGGAGAAGAACGGAUUAAGCACGCAUGGAGGACCGCUCUCUCAGUUGUUGUUUUGGGUUGUUGAUCGGUAAGCACACUGUGUCUGAGCAUAUAUCUGACGUCACCCAGUGACCGUUUCCAUGAAUUGCUGCUGUCCAAAUAAUACCCUUCUCCUCAAUCGAAGUGCUAAAUCCUAAGUCCGCCUGUUCGCCUGUCUUCCCCUCCUGUUGCUUCGCGGCCUCAGUCUUUGGCCAUGUGCAUUUGUUACGAAAGAUCUGCGCAUGACAGGUGCUGAAGCACUCCUCCACUUCUUUGUUUUAGACACGAUCCGAAAUCAUGGUACGGCCUUAGAAACGAGUGAACGCACUGGUCGAAAGGCUGCAUUUCACGUCGGCAACGUCGAAUUGCCGUGUUCUUCCAUGCACAUGGUUACAGCGACCUCUAUUUUCAAACAGCGUCUCCGCCCACUCGUUACAACAACACUUUCCCCCCGCUUUCGAUGACAUGUUGCUGUAACUCGGGAGUGUUAUUUCGGUAUCCGUAGUGGAGUCGCGGUCCCCGUACAAUCCGUGAAAGCGUUGCAAACAAGUCCGUGCCUCGCGAUGGAACAGUCCGAACCACAGAAAACUUGGGUAAAUCGCACACCUUACAAAAGUUCAGUAGACGGAACAGGUACCCCCCGGUGACCAGCUCAUGAUGAGUGCGCUCACUAAUGGUGGACAACCAGCAGCCCUUUCGGAACGCUCUAGCCUGCCUGCAUCUCUCGUGACUGUCGUGUGUCUGCAAAACCCCUCACCAGCUUUCAAGGGAGCCGCCGUUAUUAGUGCGUCUUGGAGUUUCUUCCGUUUCUGCUUCAAGUACUGUCCAUCCCCCUGCUCAAUUGGAGAAACGAUGAGCGGACAUUAUGUGCAUCAUUUCUCUAGCGUGUGGGCAGUUGUCUGCGGAAAACAUGACUGGAAAUCCUUCCGCACAGGCUGCCUAAAUUCAGAUAGUUGACUUUCACCCCCUGAUGCAAGCGGCGUGCUUGGGAGAAACAGUUCAGGCGUCAGACACUAAUCUGUCCAAGUGUUUGGUGAACGAGUCACCGUCUCGAAUAGACAAAGAACUACGGGAAAGUUGGUCCAAAAUACGUCAUCUUGAAACGAAGAAUGCGGUGGUGCUUCCACAUAUUUUCCUCUGACACAGCCCAAAUAUACGAGUUACGCAGAUGGAACAAUCCAUCAAUGGAGAGACCACAGCGGACAAACUGUGGAUGCGACUUUAGAUGGGAAUCAUGAAGUCCCUUGUGUAGUCCAGGGGAGGGUUCAAAACUGCCUUGGUUUGUUUACAUUCACAGGGGUGGCUGAAUCUCCUAAAGGAGGAGAAAGGCUGGUUCUAGUUGAAUGUACAUGCAGGUCGGGUGCCAGGAAGUCAAAAAACCGCGUCAACUUCACGUCGCAUGCUCGCCCUCCAAUCCUGUUUACCACUCAUUGUAUGCCUGGAGGACUUGUUGAUACCAUCGGUGUUCACUUCUCUUGCAUUUCUGUCGCACGUGCUACCGAUAGCCUCGACAGCGCGCUACGCCGGAAAAGCCUUGCAUGGCCGCAACUUAGCAAAGCACAAUUGAAUCUCCUUCCGCAAAUACAUGUGGGCAAAGCCGCUGCAGUGGAUUUCUACUUUAGCCAAUCCCGAGGAGGCCGUUUGCACCCAUCUGGAAUUCGCUGGGCAGGACUGCCUGAGCUCAGGGGAAACUUGACGAGCAGGUGUUCUCGUCGACAGGCCCGUCAGUUCCAGAGAGGUGAGUGACCUCUGAAGCAGUUUUCCAAAAAACACACGACGCCCAGACGAAAUGACAUCCACUACGGCUCUCGCGGUGUAAGGCCGCUGUGCGACGAUGUCACGCCUUCUGGGAGGCUCGGAUGCAUCUUCGUCCGUCUGCUGGAGUCGCUUGGCGACAUAUUUCGUACACUGAUUUCUCACGACCGCCUGACCGAACAGAAGAUGCGAGAGCACAGCUCCACACAUGGUUUCCAAGAAUACUGUAGAACGAGCUAAUGCACACUGGUGUGAACUCUCGAACUGUCUCAAAUUGAAGACUCGGUUGAUAUGUACUGUGACACUCGCAGAUCGCGGACAGUAGCAUUUCAUUUGAUGGCUUGCGCCUUAGUGUUCAAAAGCUGGAAUGCCCCAGAGUUAUCACACACCAAUCAAGAAAACUGCAGUUCAUGUACAACACAACGACGAGUCACUUGAAGCUUUCGAUGGUUCGCUAUGGUGGAUGAUGCAACAAGAUCGCACCACCAGCCAAAGUUGACCUGAUCCUUCUUCAGAUGUUUGCAUUUCCUUUCGUCCCCAACGUGCCGCCGCUAAGGAGGUUUCAUGCUAAGCAGGUGUGCUAAUGCCACGUCGAUACAAGCAGAACUCCUGGGUUGCCUGUCCUCACGUUCAGGAGUCCACCGACGUGCGACCACCGCGGAAGAAAGCAUGCCUUUACAUGCACUUCAUACCUUUCCACAGACCAUUUGCUCUCUUGAAAUGCUACGGUUGGUGAAAGGUCUGUGAAUGCGGAAGUCAACUUUGGAGCUGCUCAGCGUGUGUGCGGCCAACACAUGCCCGCUGCAGCAAGUUUAUAAUGGUAGAACUUGAGUCAGUACUUCUGACAGGUACUCAAAACAAAACGCGUUUUAAGUAAAGCGACGGAAGUCGAAAUCAUCGACACCGACACCGGAUGCUGUUAUACACGUCAGGGAGUUAGAAUAUCGGAUCUUGGGUGAUACACAUAUGUUGCUCAUCUCCAACAACACAUCGAUCCAACAGGCUGAGUUAGUUACGGGCUGCUGCCGGCGAGCUAGAAAACGUUUGCGUCACGUGAUGGUUAAGCACUCCCCAGUACACCGAAAGCGACAUGCAUACCCCUCACAUACAAAGCUACGUCUUCCGGUCCACAGUUCCCCAAAAUUGUUAAACACGAACCUCACCCUACUACUGGAAACUGCACCACUUAAUGUCAUCGACGCGAUGAUCAGUGAUGGCAGCAUCGAUACUAACCACGGACAGCUAGCUAAAAUUCUUCGGAGAAACCCCACCGCUUAGAGGCAGCGGCAUACACAAGAACCAGGUCAAAAGGAUUCCUGGUGUCCACGGUGACGAUAUGAGACAUUCGUAACUUCGACGGCUACCGCAGCUCCGACCGCGAGACUUCCCAAACGGUAUAUUAUGCUAAGAAUGCAGCUUUCUGCACUUGCAUAUUAUCAAGAGCCCGUCAGCAUACACGAUUGUCCCAACGACGGAACGCUGUGGGGGGCUGUCACCGGUCCUGGUCCGUUGCCCGCUUUCGUUCGACCGAUGGACUUUGUUGUAUGCAGCGGCGGAGCAGCAAUUUCUUUACAAAUGGAGUGUUGCCCCUAAUGCUACGCCCAUCACUGCAUUAGACGUUUUACUUUGUCCCUUUAUCGUCAGACAUACAACAGAAAAAAAAGCCAUACAGGGACCUCAGAAGUACCAGAGUCGAGGUUCACCGGGUAGUGGCGUUGUAGCUCCUCGUCGCCAGAGAGUGUUAGCGCCUGUCCAGAACAGCAAAUCUGCCCAUAUACGCAAGUUUUUCCCGUACAUAAACAUGACACGUGACUCAUCUCAAGAGUUUAGAAAGUCACAUCGUGGUUUGUUAGCAUCAAAAUCGUCAACGGGUGUCUCUCCGCCACUUUCCAAGCACAGUCGCAUUGCUUCAUGGCCAGUCACCGGACACGCGUGUUUACUGUGAUUGACAUCGGUACUAUGGAGGCUUGAAAAGUGGUUUUACAAUGGGAAUUAUAUGAUUAACAUAACGAGAUAGAAGAUUCAGCUGCAUUACAUUAGAAGUGCGCAUUGGAUACGUUUUGAUGUUGACCUAAUGCAGCUCAUGGGAGGGAAGAUAAGCUCAAAAUAUUACUUCGUUCGUACAAAUGAAAAUAACUUCCGUUACUCCGAAGAAAGAAUAGCCCACUACGCAGCAUUUGACGCGCUGUUCCACACCAUGCGACCGAAGAAGGCUCUUCAAAUCGAAACUAUGUCGUUGGUUGCCGUGUCAAAGAGGAAACGAGAAAGUUAGCAGUCAGCCCGUGGCUGCACCUUAAAAAGCCGUGAUCCUCCAAGAACCAAAUCUGCGACGCUGACCUCAAAUUUUACGCCGGUUUCAUUCGUGUAUCGCAGACAACCCUUUAGCCUAACGGUGAGACUGAGACAUGUAACGUAGUGUCUCACGUCCUAUUUCAAGCCUAGCUUCUACGCGUCACUCGCUCGCAAUUCUUUACAGUUACAUCGUAUUUUUCUACGCCAGUUUGAGUUCGGCUUCUGACGUGCCACUACAUUUAUAGCGCCAAAAGGGCAUUUCUAUCGCGCUCCUAACGGC
Messenger RNA from Toxoplasma gondii ME49, 5710 nucleotides. RefSeq lists its product as hypothetical. The coding region runs from base 738 to 1367 and encodes 209 amino acids. NCBI's taxonomy places the organism in Eukaryota, Apicomplexa, Conoidasida, Eucoccidiorida, Sarcocystidae. The transcript has 2 exons. The record is from RefSeq and is a predicted model, not a curated record.